AUGGCUGUGCGCGUCGGCGCGACAGUGGCAACCCCGUUGGCGCAGAAACUUCACCCCUCGGGACCUGCGGGACGAUUUUCGCAAUCAAAAGGAUCAUUCUCCAAUACAAGUCCAGGUGUUGGGCACAACAUCGAAUCAGGGAAGGAUUUCACGGUAGACGGACUUUCAGGUUUCAGUAAGAAAAAGAAGAAAAAACGUCGUCAUAGGACGAUCUUCACGUCACAGCAGCUGGAGGCGCUGGAGGCAGCCUUCAAGGAAGCCCACUAUCCUGAUGUCUAUGCUCGUGAGAUGUUAAGCUUGAGAACUGAUCUACCCGAAGACAGGAUACAGGUAUGGUUUCAAAAUCGGAGAGCAAAGUGGCGUAAGACAGAGAAAUGUUGGGGCAGAAGUACCAUAAUGGCAGAAUAUGGCUUAUAUGGAGCAAUGGUCCGGCAUUCCUUACCACUUCCGGAAACGAUUUUAAGAAGUGCCAAGGAAAACGAAUCUGUUGCACCCUGGCUGUUAGCUCAAUCAUCUAAGACAAGCAGCUUUAAUCAAGAUUUCGAAUAUAAUCAAGAACUGAUUGACUGUGGACCUGUAGGGAUGCAUCGGAAAUCGCUCGAGGCAGCAGAGCAUCUCAAAUCCGGUGGAGAGGACAGCGGCAACGAUCAAAACGGAAGCGGAAGCAGUCCACAUCAUAAUCAUCACCAAGGAGGACCAACCAGUUCGGAGAGCGGACAGGAGAGUCAGGAUGGUAUGGGCCCUUCGUCAUCUACGAGUGUCGUACAAGAUACGGAACAACUCAGAAAUGAGAGUAUUGCUUGCUUAAGGGCGAAAGCACAGCAACAUCAAUUGCAAUUGAGUCUACAACCAACAUCGACGCCGCCAAGCGGGUCGUACCCGUCUGCACCACAGUCCAGCACGCUGCAUACUUCGGUUUAAUCGUAAAAAUACAGACUCUCUUCCUGACAGUUCCGUGUUCAAUAUUUUUGCUGUUGAUGCGGAAGCAAGUAUCCUGCCUAGCGAAUCUAUCGUAGAUGAUCGGCAGCACCGAUUUCAAAAUCAAUGAUAUUUUUUUAAUGUAUAUCUCGAUGAGAAUUGAUCCUUUCCAAAUAUAAGGAUCUCUUCAAGGAUCACUUCUAUGAUUAAUCUCGCAGAUAUCACUGCAGCGACGACGGGCGAAUUCUUCGCGACGAAGAAGGAACAUAGAUUAUUCCGAAAUGAUUUCAAUGUACUACGUUCCUCGCGUCGUUUUCAAGCGCAGCUCUGUAAAUUUUUAUGACUGAAAUUGUCCACAAUGCAGUGUUAAUCAUAAAGUUCGAGAAGACUCUCUAUAUACAUAUAUACAUAUGUAUGUAUGUAUGUAUGUAUGUAUAUAUAUUACAACGAAGCAUGGCGAACCAACAGAUUAGCGCCUGAUUUGCGUUAUACAAGUCUGCAUGUCUUAUGCAGUAAAGGAGCAGGCCUAUAGAUUGACACAGAUUCACAUAAAUUCUUUGCAACGAGUUGACGUACAAUGAUGCAAGACGCUUUAGCGGUGUCCCCAUGUUGCGUUUCGACAAAAUGAAAUGCUGCCCGAGAAUACCGCGAAAUGAACAAUGAAAUUAAUUAUUAAGCUUAAUUCUCAUCAACGAAAUAAUAGCCUACUGAUGAUCUAUAUAACAUAUAGUAAAAGAUCAUCAAUCAGGGAAUCCUGUCGUUGACGCAAGAGUAAAUUUUCAAGGGAAAAUUUUUCCGAUAAGAAAGUUGAUAAUGGAUGAAGUUUGAUUAUUCAAUCUGAUCGAUAAUUCGAAUUGAUCGGCAGAUCAAGAGCAAACGAAACUACCUAAUUAGAAUAUAAUUGCUUUUAAUAGCGCGACUGUCUGUAAGCACGUAUUUUGUGUGUGAGUGCGUGCAUGCCUACGUUGUGUUUGUAUGUUGCGUGUGCAUGCGUAAAUGCGUGCACAUUUACAUAUAUACGUGUGUAUAGUGAAGAAAAUAGAAUAAAUCGUGAUAAAAAAAUUUGAAGAUAUUGAUCUUCAGAAUAUCAAUCUGCAACGAAUGUUGAGCAACGCGAAGAAUAAAAGAAAUAGGAAAAAGAAAUAGGGAUUGUGAAAUGCUCUUAGCAAGAUUACAGAAUAUAUAAAUACACAUCGACGAGAAACAAGAACUCGGAAAUCUCUAUGAUAUAUAUAUAUAUA
Pogonomyrmex barbatus (red harvester ant) is the source of this 2159-nucleotide messenger RNA. RefSeq lists its product as uncharacterized. Gene Ontology annotation, biological process: regulation of transcription by RNA polymerase II. Gene Ontology annotation, molecular function: sequence-specific double-stranded DNA binding; DNA-binding transcription factor activity, RNA polymerase II-specific. Lineage: Eukaryota; Metazoa; Arthropoda; Insecta; Hymenoptera; Formicidae. The record is from RefSeq and is a predicted model, not a curated record. Gene Ontology annotation, cellular component: nucleus.